UAAAAAGUCACUUGUUUCCACCAAAUAGAAGACCAGAUUUUUAUUUUUAACCUUAAACCUUUUUUUUAUGAAACAGUGAAAGCAAUGCAUGUAUUAGGCAUAUUGUGUUGCAACUUAUUCUGAUUUAUGCAAAACAAUCAUUUGUUUCCAUUAUAAUUAUAUAUUAAGUAACUAUAAAAAAAAACACAAUUUUCUGGAGUAUGUUAGUGGAAACAUAGUAUCUUUUUAUUUUUGGGUAAGAUUUAGGUAAGUAUCAGACAAGCCCAUUCUCAGAAUUUCAACAAGUAUUAAGGAAAGAGACACAAUUUGACUGCUGUAAUGCACACAAAUAUAUGCUUGUGUUAAUGAUUAAAAUUUUGUGUCAAAAAUGAAAAUAAAUUAAUGAUAUUCCAAGACUUCUUGAAAGGAUGAGAAUGGGUUACUGUCUCAACUGUGGUACCAGUUUUUCUCACUGGAUAAAUAAUGGCAUCAGUGAAUUAAGAAUUUACUAAUGAUGGCUAGUCACUUAAAAUAAGAAUUUGACAAUAUUAUUAUGUCAUAUUACAUGCUGUAUGUCCAGUGUAAACAUUGUUACCACAUUUGUUAAAUUAGAUGUAUUGAUAUGGUGGUUUGUCACAUUUACUCUAGACUUUUUAAAGUACCUGUGAGUCUUUCUGUUGUCUUGUAGGAUACUUAUAUUGCCAUAUUCACUACCUAGUGCUUUCUUUCUUGCUUAAAAUGUGUAUUUGUGAUUCCACAGAUUGUCCUGCUUUCGCCUACUGAUCUACUAUCCAAAAUGUUUGUUGUGAAAAUAAUAGUACUAAUAGUUAUGAUAUAUAAAAGAUAUUUGAUUGAACUGAAUGAAUAUGGGAUUCAAUUAAUUAAGAAUUGAGAUAAUUUCAAAUGUAAAGUUUUCUCUUUAAAAGUAAGAUAGAUUUGAUAUUCACUGAAGAACAUAACAGAUUUUCAAUUUUAUGCACAAUGCCAUUGAAAACAAAAGAAUGUGGCAAUGCUGAUCUAAAUUUGGACAUCAAAAUUGAUGUAUGAUUAUGCACACCUGACAGUUCAUUAUAUGAUAUUAUUAAAUAACAAGACCCAGAGCAAAUUUCUAAUACCAGAUACCCAUAGGAAUGGCUGAUAUGCAGAGAUAUGGCUAAUAUUUACUGUGUAAUAUAAAAUUAUAUUUUUUCACUUCACAUUAUAUAUAGAGAGAGAUAGAUAGAGAAAAAUUUAUAGAUUUAGUUUUAACAAUACUUAUGUGAUGAAUUCAUUUGAUAUGAAUUUGGACAAAUGUUAUCAAAAGUUAUUUUAUAGUACUGUGUAUGCAAUGUUCUUAUGAAUAUUGUUGUAAAUUAACUGCCAUCUUUAAAUUCAAAGCCGGGGCGUCUGUGGCCGAGUGGUUAUGGUCGUUGACUUCAAACCACUUGUGAGUUCGAAUCCCGACAGAGACUUUGGAUUCUUUCAUUUGAGGAAGCUAUCCAGCUAGCUUACGGAACUUCGGUGGUUCUACUAAUGGUGCCCGUUCGUGCCUGAAAUAAUGCACGGAAGGGCACCUGAGGUCUUCCUCCACCAGUAAAGCUGGAACGAUGCCAUUUGACCUAUACUGUGUCGGUGUGACAUAAAACCCAAUAAAAAAAAUAAAUAAAUAAAAAAAAAUUCAAAGCAGUGAGAAAUUUUUGACAUUUAUUUGCAAAGUGUUACAAAUAAUGGCAUUGUUAAGUUUUAGGUUCACCAUUUGUCCAACUUCAGCUUAUUCAUAAAAAGGAGUAAAAUGCAUGUAGUGGUUUGGGUUUUUUUUUCUAAUUAGUGUAAGUGUCUUUUGUGUUUAUUGUAAAAAUCUGCAAGAGGUGUUAAGUGAAGAUACAUGUAUACUGCAAGCAUUUAUUAAUUGAUUUUGCCUUUAUUUUUUACACAUUGUACUGCCUUAACAUAUACACCAUGCCUUUUUUUGUUCUUUAGUGACUUUCUCACACAUACAGACUUCCUAACAUGUAUAGUUUGUUAUAGUUUCUCAUACUCAUACUAAUUAAUUUAUGUUUGUUUACAUAUUAACAUAUCAAGAUAUUCCAUAAUAAAGUUAAAUAAAAAGGAAAUAUUUUGUUUCACUCAUUUACUUAAUUUGGUAAGACAGAAAUACAAAUUUAUUUUGUGGUGAUAACAUUGGUAUAUAUUACCUACUGUUUGCACCAAUGUACUCUGGUAUUGCAUGAUUAAUUUGCAAGCAUUUGCUUUGUUACUGUUUUAGCCCCAGGUGAAACUAGGCAGGUUGUUUCCCAGGUAGAUGUCUCUCAGGAUCCCCUUGGAUCAACUCGGGAAUCUUCCACAGAAUUCCCAAAACAAGUGCAGGGGCCUCCAGUUCAGGACCAGACAACUUUAAAUAAACAAUGUCUUUCAAUAGAUGAUGAUAUACCUUUGACCAAAAAGUGGAAGAAAAACACUUCCUGUCGUUGACCAAGGCUGGAUCUCAAAGACAUUUUUCCACUAUGCAACCAGAGGGCCACAGUUUGAUUUCAGCAGAGUGACCAAGCUGUGGUAUGAACCUCCUCAGCCUAGUUUGUCCAGAGGUGUACUGAACAAACAGGACUGUUUCUUUGGGCACCGGCUAUUUCUUUGGAUGCCGAGACAUUUAUUCCAGUACCAUUUUGUCUGCCCCCACUCUGGAUGUCAGGGAACCUUGGUGAACAAUGGAGUUCAUCAAAAAACUAGGAUGGUACUUGAUAUGAAAGACUACUAUAUUAUAGCAGGAGAAGAUUAUGAAUGCAGCAAGUGCAAGAGAAGGAUUAUCAGUUGGAGCCAUAGUAUUUUAGGGCAGUUAGACUCAACAGAGCGAAGUAAGUUUCCAUGUAUCCUGACAGACAGGUAUGCAUGUGAUCUCAAUGUUGUAAGAAUGAUGAGACAGAGGACACUUGGUAACAGCAGUAGUCUAGUGUGCAAGCAGAUUGCUGAAAAUCAUGGCGAGAACUACUUAGAUAAGUGCCGCCAGUAUGCAACCAAUUAUAUGGCCUUCCAGAAAUCUGCAGCCAAAGGCUUAGUGACCAUCCCAAACUUUGCAGAGCCACCACCAGUGAUGAACAUCCCCAGGCAUCGCUGGUUUAUGAAAGUAUAUCUUCUGGAUGUCAUCUCUAGACUGGACUAUCAAUUGGCUGAGUUGACAUCCAUUACAGGAGAUAUUCUUAAAAUUGACUCCACCAAGAAAGUAACAAAUAAGCUUGCAGGUUUCAGCAGAGGUACAGCGAUGUGGGCCACAAAUGUUGGUAAUGAACAUGGCCAGGUCCUCAUGUCAGUACUCACUGAAGGUGAGGGCGAAGGGUUAAAGAAAAUGCUCAAAGGCAUUACCCUUAGGUACAGGAAUGCUGGCACGCCUCCACCUAAAGUGAUGUAUACAGAUAGAGAUUGCUGUGGAAGGCAAUGUAUAAAGAAGUACUUUGAUGACUGGCCUUUUCUCAAUAUAAGACUUGACUCCUGGCACUUUAUGCGACGCUUUCCGAAUGGCUGCACAACCGACAAACACCAACUUUACGGUCCCUUCAUGGCAAGGCUAAGUCGUUGUAUCUUCAAGGUUGAUGAACAUGACUAUACACUUCUGAUGAAGGCCAAGAGACAAGAACUUGUUCAACAGGGUGUCCCAAGUCCAACAGACAAUGAUGUAGUCCAGCGCAUCACAUCUGAUGAAAUAGGCCGCCACUGCAAGCGUGCUACUAGGGGCACCAAGGAGACAACAAGUCUCAUAACUGACCUCAUCAUGUCAAUGGAUGGCGAAAAAGGAGUUGACACGAGCGGUGUACCCCUGAUAGAUACAAUAAAGAUGUCUGACAUCUGGGCCAAGCAGAGCCAACAUGUUGCCUGCCUCCAGGACCCUCCAGGUGUCAGACUUUACAUACAAGUAUCGACUAUUAAGAAAGGAGGUAUAGAGUUGCCAGUGUACAAAUGUGCCAGAGGGUCAACUUCUCUUGAGAAUUUCCAUCUACACAUGGCCAGGUUCAUUCCAGGAACGCUUGCAAAGGACACAAACUUUCAAGUCUACCUCUUGGAUGGCAUUUUUAGAUGGAAUACAGAUAGGGCUUCAGAGGCUAUCGCUAGUUCCAGUCAACAAACAACAGAUGUUCCCAGGACAUACAGCGGUUCCCUGAAGCACCAGACUAAUGUGCUCUGGCAGGAAGUUUGUGGGAAGCCAUUCUUCCCUAACUUUAAGCCUCCAGCAAAGUAUACAGGUGAACUAGUUGGACUGCAGUAUUUAUACGACCAAACUGGCAAACAAAUGCCAAGUUUAGCUCUCACAAGGGAACAAUUAGAGAAGGAUGAGGAUAAUAAUGGACAAGAGGAGGGAGACAGUGUUGAGGAUGAAGGGUUCAUAGAGAUGGAACAGGAAAUCCUGAAUCUUCCAGAAGAGCCUGUUUCAAUACCUCCCUCAGAAAGCACAAAGCCCAUCCUUCACAUUCCUAGUGAGGCUGAUUAUCACCAGUUAGCAAUGGAAACUGCUAUCCAAGGUAUGGAACCACUAAAAGAAAGUUCACUGCCAGUUUCCAGUUCCGAUAUGUCUCCAUCUUUGGAAGAUUCCAGCCCUGCAGAUCAGAGCAGUCAUGUCCUUGGGCCAGACAAUGUUCCAGGGUAUGAUAAGGUGCUUAACCUUGCUGAGUUCCUUGUUGAACUUAGAGAUGAGAAAGUUCUGAGUUUUGACAAGGUUAGACGCCUUACCUACCUUUGGGAACAGUUGUCUGACUUUGACAAGAAAAGGACAGUCUUUCCAAAGAGGUUCACAAAGAAACCAUGGUCAGGGAAGUUUGGUGGGCGAGGAAAACAUGUCACCCAAGGAGUAGAAAGCAUAACAAAAGUUCUCCUUGGACCUAACCAAGGCCCAGCACAGUGGCCGAACUGUAAUAGAUACACAGAGGCCACUUGUGAACUUCUGAUGAAGCUGUAUCCUGGGGACCGGAAGUGUGAGGGGACUGUGUGGACCAGAUGGCGUCUUGUCCUCAGGGCCUUUCAUAACAUCAGGCAGGUCAUUUUAAAAUCACAGCAGGCCAUGCAGAGAACAGAAAUACAGCUGCCUUUGCUGAACAAGAAGACACUACAACAAUGGUACAACAAGGCAGACAAAGAACAUGAACAGAAGGUCCUCUUGCAGGGAAUUAAUAUGCCAAAGCCAGCUUUGACCGGAAGUGACUUGCCAGAGGCCCGUCAGAAACCAGCAGCACUGCCUUCCAAUCAGGCUCCAACAUACAAAUUCAAGGAUAAUCCAUGCACUGCUGGACUGGCACACAAGAGGAUCAACCGAAAGAGGAAGUCAGAUACCAAACUUUCAGUAAAUCAAACACCAGAAGCAACCGUCAUAACAUAUCCUGUCAUAAUGGAGCAGCAACAAAUAAUUAUUCUUCCAGGACAACAAACUGCAAUAGUUCCUCCAUUAACAACAACAUCAACAACAACAUCACCUAUUCCAACAACUUCAAUUACUUCAAAGAAAACUAGACCAUACAAGACUCCAACUUUUGUCAAUUGCAGCAAAUGUGGACAAAAUAGAAAAAAUUCAACAACCCAUAAAACUUACAUGUUUAAAAUAUAUUGCCAAAAUUCAGAAAACAUCACUUUUGAAGAAUGGAGGAAAAUCAUAAAACAACAAAUGGAUGAAGAAAGAAGACAAAAGAAAAGAAAUUAAACUAUCAACAGCUCCAUUAUGGCAGGCAUACCUUACAUACCCAAUCUUCAAAAUUCGUCACUUAUUCGUUUAGACAAAUGAUCAUCAAAGAAAAAAAACAACCAAAUUUAAA
Messenger RNA from Ruditapes philippinarum (Manila clam), 5747 nucleotides. RefSeq lists its product as uncharacterized. The coding region runs from base 2594 to 5635 and encodes 1013 amino acids. Lineage: Eukaryota; Metazoa; Mollusca; Bivalvia; Venerida; Veneridae. The record is from RefSeq and is a predicted model, not a curated record. The transcript has 14 exons.